Messenger RNA from Lachnellula hyalina, 957 nucleotides. RefSeq lists its product as uncharacterized. The transcript has a single exon. The record is from RefSeq and is a predicted model, not a curated record. The coding region runs from base 1 to 957 and encodes 318 amino acids. NCBI's taxonomy places the organism in Eukaryota, Fungi, Ascomycota, Leotiomycetes, Helotiales, Lachnaceae.
AUGUCCACUACCCAGACAGCAGCAUCUCCUGCUAAAGGUCGUCAAGCAUCAGGAUCUGGAUCUAGCUCCGUCACCCAGAUCUACGAAUUCCCCAACGACACGCCUGUCGAGAAUAUCCACGUAUGCGACAAUGGGAAGCUCCUCCUCACUUCCACCGGCACCAACACAGUCUUCAGCCUCGACCCCUCUGCCCCAUCCCCCUCGCCCAAUGUGCUCGCCACGCUCAACGGCACCACAGGCCUCACGGGCAUAGUAGCCAUAGCACCCGAUACCUACGCCGUCAGCGGCGGCGCGCACUCGUCCUACAGCUUCGCCAACAACAGCAUGUCCGUGUCCGUCAUCUUCGCCCCGGGAGCCUGCAACGUCGGCACAGUGCUCUACAGCAUCCCCGUGCCCAACACGCAGAUGCUCAACGGCAUGGUCGCGCUCCCGGGAACGCCGCACGUCGUGCUGUCUUCUGACUCGAUCGGGGCGCGGAUAUUCCGCAUCGACACGCUGACGCGCACAGUAGAUGUCGCGUUCGCGGACCCUUUGCUCGGACCGGGCGCCAUCGUGACACUUGGUGCGAACGGGCUGAAGAUCCGAGAUGGCUAUUUGUACUUUGCGAAUUCUGGACAGGGGUUUUUCGCGAGGGUCGCGAUUGAUGGGCAGGGGAAUAAGGUGGGGGAUAUCGAGACGCUUGCCUCGCUGGAGGAUGUUGGAUUUAGCAAUGCGUAUGAUGACUUUGCGUUUGAUGGGAGCGGGAAUGCGUAUGUGGCGUUGCACUCCUUUUCGGUGGUCAAGAUCACGCCGGAGGGGGAGCAGACGGUGUUUGCGGGGGGUGGGAAUAGCACGUUUUUCAAGGAGCCUACUUCUGUUGCGUUGGCGGGGGAUGGGAAGGCGAUUUUCGUGACGACGGGGGGUGCUACGGUGGAUGGGACCGUGUAUGGGGGUCAGGUGAUUAAAGUUGAUCUCUGA